AUGACGCCAUUUCUGAGAGCAAAGCAAAUGCAUGAAUCUGUGGGCGAUGUUGCCAACAGCAAGGCCGACAGCAACGACGAAGAGGAAACGAAGAAGAACACUUACGCUAACGGCGUGAACUGCUACGUAAACGAGGCUCGCUACAAGUUGCGAGAUUGCAGUAUUGAUGGUGCUAAUGACGUAGCAAGUGAGACGUGCUCACAAGUGAGAGAUCACUCCCCAGAAUUGGAACGUAACCCAUCACCUCCCCCUGACCCAUCCGAUGGAGAGGAGGUUAAAGAUACAGAUGCUAUUGGGGACACAGUAUAUAGCAAGCACUGGCUUUUCAGCACAUUGUCUCGUCUCAUUCAGAAGGUCACAAACACUUCAGAUGACUCAGAAGGUCAGAUGCAGCUUACUGACGAUGAGGAUGAUGAUCUGUGUCGAGUUUGGGAUAUGGCUAUGGAUAAGGAUGUGGCUGGUUUCCUGCAGGACUUUAAAGCUCCGCAUAUUCUUCUUGGAGUCAUAGCCAAAUCUUGUAACCCACGUCUGACAGAAAUUUGUGUAGGAAUACUUGGGAACAUGGCUUGCUUUCCUUCUACCUGUCUAACUCUCAGCCAAAAUGAAGACCUAGGAACUGUGCUGUUGCUUUUGUUGGGAGAUACAGAUCCGCCAACACUUCUUGAGACUUGCAGGUUGAUUCUGACUUGUGUCUCUCAAAAUGAUGUCAGUUCUCUUUGGCUUCAGCGAAUUCGACAUCAGACGUCUCUCCGCUCCAACCUACUGUUCAUCAUGUCCAGUUCAACCAACACCGACCUGCUCGAAAAAGUUGGCGAGCUUGUUGAAAAGUUGUUUGACCUUGAUGAGGAGCUGAUGAAAACUUGGAUCACAGUUCGGCCUUGUGAAGAGGGGAAUGAUGGUGGCAGCUGUCUUGAUUUAGCCCCAUGCCUUCUUGAGGCUGCCAUUCAGCUUAGAUCAGAGUAUCCAAAUGGUUUGGAGGUUUACCUUCAUGUCAUGCAACUCUUAACUACAGUAAAUGAAGGCAUUGAAAUGUUUGCUUCAACUGGAGGUCCAGGAAAAGCAGUGUGGGAUUUUGUGAAUGAGGUUGUCUGUGAAGACCUCUGCAAUCCAGAAGAUCUUGCAGUUGUUCUGCAGGAGCGGAAAGGCACUUUGAUACAGGCCUUUUCUGUCUUACGAGCACUAUAUGGAUUCCAGGAAAGGUGGGGCAGCAAAGAUGACACAGGUAUUUCCCUUGUUGGGACCAUUUUGCAGGUGAUACAGUACCAGAGUGAACAGAAGGCUGAAUCCUCCACAAAGGAAGAUGCACAAGAUGAUCAGCUCCUGACCUUAUCAGAUGUCAUAAGCGAAUUUCUGUCAGAAAUAUGUCUUCACAUCUCAAAGGACACAGUAGCAGCCUUAGUAAAAAGAGGUGACCUGACAGAGAUGAGCGUUCUCACAGCUUUUGGCAUUUUACUUCCUAACUAUCCAUCACCAUUUCAGAAUCUGAUGUUCAUGUUGUCCGAAGUUGAUCCUGAUUUGGCUGACAAAGUUAGGAAACGGUUUCCUGUCUGA
This is a messenger RNA of Nerophis lumbriciformis (worm pipefish), 1551 nucleotides long. The record is from RefSeq and is a predicted model, not a curated record. Lineage: Eukaryota; Metazoa; Chordata; Actinopteri; Syngnathiformes; Syngnathidae.